Cheilinus undulatus (humphead wrasse) is the source of this 1202-nucleotide messenger RNA. RefSeq names its product cytochrome P450 2H2-like. Gene Ontology annotation, biological process: xenobiotic metabolic process. NCBI's taxonomy places the organism in Eukaryota, Metazoa, Chordata, Actinopteri, Labriformes, Labridae. Bases 58 to 747 code for a protein of 229 amino acids. Gene Ontology annotation, cellular component: intracellular membrane-bounded organelle; cytoplasm. The transcript has 9 exons. Gene Ontology annotation, molecular function: heme binding; iron ion binding; oxidoreductase activity, acting on paired donors, with incorporation or reduction of molecular oxygen, reduced flavin or flavoprotein as one donor, and incorporation of one atom of oxygen. The record is from RefSeq and is a predicted model, not a curated record.
AUUAAAACCAGAGUCUCCAUCACAACUACAACCCUUGCUGUCUGAUCUUCUCCUUGCAUGACACCCUGCACCCAAUACAGCAAGAGACACAAUGCCGAGCUACACAGGGUUUGUGCAGAACCUGUGGUAUGUCACAAACCUUAUAAGAAAGGUGGAGCUUGUGUGGGCCUAAACAGGUGCCAGUGUGCUAAAGGAUUUACUGGAGGCCAGUGUGAAACAGCUGUGACCACCCCCUGUGUACCACUUUGCCAACACGGGCCACCUGCAGUCCUCACAACACCUAUACUUGUCCUGAGGGCACUGCAGGCCUGCGCUGUGAGAAACUAUUAUAUUAAGAACCGCCAGCAAGCCAGCUUCCCUCCAGGACCACGGGCUCUACCUAUCGUUGGCAACAUCUUCUCUGUAGACCACAGCAGGACCCAUGAGAGUAUGACACAGUUAUCAGGGAAAUAUGGAGAUGUGUUCAGCCUGAGAAUGGGUCAGAAGUGGAUGGUGGUCUUGAAUGGCUUUGGGGUUCUGAAAGAAGCUCUUGUAAAUCAGGGGGACAGUUUUUCUGACCGUCCACCCCUCCCUCUGUAUAUGGACAUUUUCAAUGGUCUAGGUGUUGUUUUAAGUAACGGACACUUGUGGAAGCAGCAGAGACGUUUUGCUCUUUCAACCCUCAGAAAUUUUGGACUUGGCAAGAAGACACUUGAGCCUGUGAUUCUUGAUGAAUUAACAUAUCGUUUAAAGAAAUUAAAGAGCUAAGAAGGUAAGCCCUUCAAUCCCCACCUCCACAUAAACAACGCUGUCUCCAACAUUAUCUGCUCCAUGGUUUUCGGGCAUCGCUUUGAGUACACUGAUAAGAAGUUCAGGACACUGAUAGGCGACUUCCAAAAAUUUUUUGUGAGUCAGACAUCAAUUUGGACACAGUUUUACAACUCAUUCCCUAAGCUGAUGAGAUACAUACCAGGGCAACAUCCGACAUUCCUGAAGGUUUCUAGUGAUAUAAAGGACUUCAUAAGAGAAGAGCUUAAGGAUCACAAGCAGCACUGGGAUCCCUCAGACCAAAGGGACUACAUCGACUGCUACCUGAAUGAGAUAGAGAUGAUUAUAUUAAGAACCGCCAGCCAGCCAGCUUCCCUCCAGGACCAUGGGCUCUACCUAUCGUUGGCAACAUCUUCUCUGUAGACCACAGCAGGACCCAUGAGAGUAUGACACAG